AUGUUAGUUGAUAUGAUGAAUAAAGAUGUUAUCUACAAUAUGAUAUAUGAAUUAUUCAGAAAACAAAGAGAAAAUUAUGUAACUUAUAAAUAUUUAAAUUAGAGUGAUUUGAUGAUUGAGGAAAUGAAACAUUUCAACUCUAAAGAUUGA
Molecule: messenger RNA, 150 nt
Organism: Paramecium sonneborni
Lineage: Eukaryota; Ciliophora; Oligohymenophorea; Peniculida; Parameciidae
Source: the annotation of a GenBank genome assembly